GAGGAGACGUUUGUAGAUUAGAUUCAAUGUACAACUUUUUUGUUUUGAACCAGUAUAAAGAAAGUGUGGUUACAUGAGGUAUACAUGGAUGCAAAUACAUUUUUGAAGGCAACUAACUUCCUCACAUGUGUGAUACAGCUUCUCUGUGUGUUCCUCUGUUUUCACAUAACUCUGCUCAGAAGGAAAAUAUUUAACAUAAAGGGGGAGGGGAAAACAAGAGGAAUUGGUAUUUUUCUAUCAACACUGAAAUCACACUGGCACCUUUCAGCACCUGGAGAUCCAGCUACAUUUCUAUGAAAGUACGAGGUUGACAGCAAGACAAGACAUGAGGGUGCAAACUUUCUCAAGAGCGCAAAUUGUGCAGGAGUUUCGUUUGCGAUGCCAGGCACAUGCAGCCAAUGACAACAAAGGCUUUAAACAGGAGUUUGAGGAGCUAGAUUUAGUUGGCAAAGAACUUCCCAUUACAGCAGGGGACUUAGAGGCAAACAGAGAAAAGAACAGAUACCCCUACAUAUUGCCAUAUGACCACUGUCGCGUGAGGCUGUCAGUCCAAAACUCCCAACCACACACUGACUACAUCAACGCAAACUUUGUCCCUGGAGGAGGUUCAGAAAGAGACUUUAUCUGCACCCAGGGUCCUUUGAACAACACCAUGGCUGACUUCUGGAGGAUGGUGUGGGAGCAGAACGUCAGGAUAAUCGUUAUGGUGACAGCUCUGAAACACAAGGACAUAGUGCUGUGUGAUAAGUAUUGGCCUCUGCAACAAGGGACAGUUUAUCAUGGACUGAUCCAAGUGACUACAGUGAUCCGUAAACAGGGUCCAGAUUAUUUUGUUACCACCAUUAACCUCAGACAGAGAGAUUGUCCAACUGACAGGCUAAUCACACACUACUACUACCCAGCCUGGCCGGACCGGGGCAUCCCAAAAGACUCAUCCUCUCUCUGUGCCUUCACUGAGUAUGUGCGGCAGCAAAUGGAAGCGAUUCCACGCCUGGGACCGGCCGUGGUGCACUGCAGUGCAGGUGUUGGGCGUUCAGGGACAUUUGUGACGCUGUUGUGGCUGAUGCAGCUGUGUGCGAGGGGCAUCAAACCUGAUGUCCGGGCUGCCGUGGAGGACCUAAGGCUACAUCGAAUGUGGAUGGUCCAAAAUCAGGAGCAGUACAUAUUUGUUCAUCAGUGUCUGCUGCACUGGCUCAGUGGAGGGAGCUCAGCACGCAGGCCACAAAUUCAGGGAGCCAGUUCAAAUAUUAACCAACACAGUUCCUCAGGAAGGGGGAGCAGCGGUGGGAGGAGACACCGCCAUCACCGACAGACAGCUCCAUCAGACCAACCACAGACCGCAAUGCAACAGAUCUUAAACCCUGGGAACCUACUGAGGAGGUUACUGCCUUCUUCUUCAUCGUUUAAUCCAGGAUCAAACGCCUUCUGAACUCACCAACUGUACAGCCGAUACUACAGACACAAACAAGACUAAGGGUUAAAAAAAAAAAAACAGCGGUAUGCAUGCCCUCAUACAGCUCCUCAGGAAUUAGACUGCAGAAAUAAAGCUUGUUGUGCUUGUGACGCCAAGCCCUGCAGGUGGAAAACCGGCCUGACAACAUGCGAAUAUAUGCUGGUAAAGAAACCACAGACGCAGCACUUUCUUUUUGUGACCAAAAGUAAAUAUUAAGGGCGUAACAUGCCGGACAGGUCAAACCUGUUCUGUGAAUUAAUUACCAGGAGAUUCACAAGAACACAAUGAUCAAGCUGCUCCCUAUGCACAGUUAGAUCCUCAGGGUGUACAGCUAGCUGAACAAUUCACUGUUUUUAUAUCUUUGUCUCCAUUAUUGAUAAAGUGAUGCUGCGGGAUUACUUUAUUUAGUUUCCUCUUUUGAAAUCAUUGUGCAUUAUUUCACAUCACACAUAAGUACUCAAGAAUGCAUGUGCAUAAUUUAUAGCGGACUUGCUAAAAAGGCAGACACAUGUUGGUAUAGUGGCUGUACUAAAAAGGUCAUGUUUCAAAAACACACAGGCACUGUCAUUCUCCUUAGAAGACUGAAACCCAUUACAGUACAUGAAGGAGCUAUGAGCAUUAUAGAACAUAAAAGGGCUAACCCUCUUCUUUUUCUUUUAAGAGUCUUUCAUUUGUCGGAUAAUAAACAUGUAUGAUACAAUAGAUCCCUCCUCGGGUACGUUUUGGGGUUUGUGAUGGACAGGAGAGAGAAAGGCGGGUCCAGCAGAAGUCACAUCCUUCGCCCUUCCUCUACGUUUCCACCGUGUGGCAAGUGCUAAUAGCUGCAGGGCAAGUGGCGAGACUGUAUUGCAAUAAAGUCUGUUUGCUGAAGUGAUUCAAUGCUCCUAAGCUAGUCCAACAGCAAGCAACAAUUACUAAAAAGCGAGUGAUCUUCAGAGUUUGCUGUAUUGUGAACUGAGCUCAAGACAGAUAAGUGAAAUACAAAAAAAAGGGAUUAUUCACACAACUUAAAAUCGCUUUAGCCUAUGUUUGGCUACAUAAUGCAGUCCUAACGGCCCGUCCACACAGCGGCGUGCGUUGAAGCUUCCAACGCUUCUGCCCAUUCACUUUGAAUGGGGUGACAUCACUUUUAGCCGAACUGCAUUUUGGGAAGCGACGU
This is a messenger RNA of Gymnodraco acuticeps, 2612 nucleotides long. RefSeq names its product receptor-type tyrosine-protein phosphatase V-like. The transcript is spliced from 11 exons. Lineage: Eukaryota; Metazoa; Chordata; Actinopteri; Perciformes; Bathydraconidae. Gene Ontology annotation, molecular function: protein tyrosine phosphatase activity. The record is from RefSeq and is a predicted model, not a curated record. Gene Ontology annotation, biological process: protein dephosphorylation. The coding region runs from base 326 to 1429 and encodes 367 amino acids.